Molecule: messenger RNA, 1610 nt
Organism: Clarias gariepinus (North African catfish)
Lineage: Eukaryota; Metazoa; Chordata; Actinopteri; Siluriformes; Clariidae
Gene: tmem53
Product: transmembrane protein 53
Exons: 3
Coding region: 228-1073 (281 amino acids)
Source: RefSeq, a predicted model, not a curated record
CAGAGUACUACAGUACUGGAUGUGUAGUGCACUACGUGUACAAUGAGUGCGUAAUCGGGAUUAAGCCUGAAUCAUCACCCGGAAGUGUAAAGGAGAGAGAGCGAGCGAGCUGUGUGCUGUGCCGUGUGACUCGCUGUCACUGUGGUGCGGUACAUCAGGCAGGUCGAAGUGAGGCUGCGGCUCGGUUUCAUGGCAGUCAGACCUGAAGGAUAAUAACGCUUCUCAACAUGGGAGAGGAUGUCAUGGACUACAGCAUAGUGUUUCCGGAGCCCGAGGUCUCAGAGAAAUACUGGGACAGAUCGAAGCAGCCAGUGGUUAUCCUAUUAGGCUGGGCUGGCUGUCGGGACAAGUAUCUCUCAAAGUACAGCUCGAUGUAUAACGAACAGGGUUGUGUAACUGUGCGCUACACAGCUCCCUUGAAGACGGUGUUCAUCUCCGAAUCGUUCGGUUACAAGGAGCUCCACAACACGGCACAGAAACUGUUAGAAAUCCUGUAUGACUACGAGGUGGAGAACAACCCAAUCUUCUUCCACGUGUUCAGCAACGGUGGCUUCAUGCUCUACCGCUACAUGGUGGAGCUCCUGCAAAGCCACAAGCAGUUCAGCUCACUGUAUGUUGUAGGCUCGGUGAUGGACAGCACUCCAGGGAACCAGAACGUCCUGGGCGCCCUACGAGCUCUCAAAACCACGCUGGGUCCAAAGGUCAACGUCCUGCUGCGCUGGCUUCUCUUGGCUCUGUUCGCUGUUUCUGUGGUCCUCCUCAGAGUCGUCUUAUACCCCGUGACCAAACACUUCCACAAGAACCACUACGACGCCAUGAUGGAUCGUCCAGCACCUUGGCCUCAGAUGUACCUCUACUCCAGAGCAGACCAAGUGAUCAGGUAUAGAGACGUAGAGAAGAUGGUUCAGUCGCUGCAGGAGAAAGGGGUGUGCGCCGAGAGCUACGACUUUAUCACACCGCCUCAUGUGAGUCUGUUCCGAGACUGUCCUGAAGAUUAUUCUAACAGGUGUCGGACAUUCCUGAAGAGCUGCAUGAGUAAUUCUGAGGAGAUGUUGAUGAAGAAAAGUCUGUGAAUUUCUAACACUUGAUUGGUGGACAGGGUUGGGUAGUAUGGCAAAUAAAUUAUAUUAUGGUACUAAAACUUCAAGAUAUUGUCAUGAUACAUAAUAUCUGUCAUGGUACUUUAGCACCAACAGACUGCUUAUUUUUUUUGAAUGGAUUUCAAUUCUAGAAAGAAAUUUUAAUUAAAAAAAAAUAAAUGUAAUACUCAUUUACAAAAUAAAUAAUAGCAUCAUGUUAGCUACUGAUGGUAAAAGAAAAAAAGUGCAUCAAACUAAUUUGUACCUUUCCUGUAAUUUAUGAAUAUUAAUGUCACCAAAUUGCCUAAACCUGCCAUAUCGAAUUAAACAUUUUAAUUGAUAAACUACUGUAAAGUGUAUAAACCCCUUAUUUGUUUAAACACCACUUAUUAACCUUAUAAAAGUUGAUAUAAGGUUUUACUGCUUGAAGUAUUGCAUUUGGUAUUUGUCUGUUAAUGUAAAUUAAAAGCUUUUAAUUUAAGAUUAUUUUAAAUCUGCCAAACAUUCUUGUUUCUAACUUAUGUGCCUUCC